Molecule: messenger RNA, 814 nt
Organism: Propithecus coquereli (Coquerel's sifaka)
Lineage: Eukaryota; Metazoa; Chordata; Mammalia; Primates; Indriidae
Gene: RNASET2
Product: ribonuclease T2
Exons: 9
Coding region: 1-756 (251 amino acids)
Biological process (GO): RNA catabolic process
Cellular component (GO): extracellular region
Molecular function (GO): RNA binding; ribonuclease T2 activity
Source: RefSeq, a predicted model, not a curated record
AUGAGGCGAGAGUCUCGCUGGAGACGUGGUCGGCUGUGCUGGUUGAGGGGCAGCUGCCAGUUCAUAUCCGGUGGCAUCCAUGAGUGGAAAAAACUAAUUCUGGUUCAACACUGGCCUGAGACAGUGUGCGAGGAGGUGCAGAAUGACUGCAGAGACCCUCCGCAUUACUGGACGAUACACGGGUUGUGGCCUGAUAAAUCUGAAGAAUGUAAUCGAUCGUGGCACUUUAAUUUAGAAGAGAUUAAGGAUCUUUUGCCAGAAAUGAAGACCUACUGGCCUGAUGUAAUUCAUUCGUCUCCUAAUCGCAGCCAGUUCUGGAAGCACGAAUGGGAGAAGCAUGGGACCUGCGCCGCGCAGGUGGAGGCUCUCGACUCCCAGAAGAAGUACUUUGGCAAGAGUCUGGCUCUGUACCAAAAGCUGGACCUCAGCAGCGUGCUCCUAAAGUUGGGGAUAACACCGUCUAUCAAUUACUACCAGGUUGGAGAUUUUAAAGAUGCGCUUACCAGAGUAUACGGAGUGGUACCCAAACUCCAGUGCCUUCCGCCAAGACAGGGCGAGGCGGUGCAGACGAUCGGGCAGAUAGAGCUGUGCCUCACCAAGCAGGACCAGCAGCUGCGGAACUGCACCGAGCCGGGCGAGCGGCCGGCCCCCGGGCAGGAGGCCUGGCUGGCGGGGGCAGCUGCCGAGGACCAGGGCCUGCGGGUCUGUGAAGACGGCCCCGUCUUUUACCCCCCACCUAAAAAGAUCAAGCACUGAUGCCAAAUUUUGGAAAUAUUCUGUGUUUUAAAAUACAAGAGGAAUUCAGAAACCGCUG